Vicia villosa (hairy vetch) is the source of this 1128-nucleotide messenger RNA. RefSeq lists its product as uncharacterized. Gene Ontology annotation, molecular function: RNA binding. The transcript is spliced from 8 exons. The record is from RefSeq and is a predicted model, not a curated record. NCBI's taxonomy places the organism in Eukaryota, Viridiplantae, Streptophyta, Magnoliopsida, Fabales, Fabaceae. The coding region runs from base 161 to 898 and encodes 245 amino acids.
ACAUUCCAAUCCCUGACUGUAACUUUUUCUCUCGCUCUCGGCCUGAAAUCGAAACCACAAAUAACAUCCAUAUCCCCAAACUCAUAAUAACAUUGACACAUUCGCCCCGUAGCCACCAACCCAACCCUCGCUUCCAUCUCACUCACGCACAACACAAACGAUGGAUAGAUACCAGAGGGUGGAGAAGCCGAAAGCAGAUACUCCAAUUAACGAAAAUGAGAUCCGCAUUACUACUCAAGGACGGAUGAGGAACUAUAUCACCUAUGCUACAACUCUCUUUCAGGAGAAAGGAACUGAUGAAAUCGUUCUGAAAGCAAUGGGACGUGCAAUUAAUAAGACUGUAACGAUUACUGAGCUAAUAAAGAGAAGGAUUGUUGGUCUGCAUCAGAACACAGUUAUUGGAUCGACCGAUAUAACCGAUACUUGGGAGCCGCUUGAAGAAGGCCUUCUUCCUUUGGAAACUACGAGACAUGUUUCAAUGAUCACAAUUACGUUGUCGAAGAAAGAGCUGGAUACGUCCUCAACAGGAUAUCAACCUCCUAUACCGGCUGAUCAAGUAAAACCUUUGAAUGAAUAUGAAGAGGAAGGAGAAGGCUCACCAAGGAUGCGUGGAAGGGGGCGUGGUCGUGGAAGGGGAAGGGGAAGGGGCAGAGGUAGAGGAAUCUACAAUGGGGGUAUGGAAUAUGGUGAUGGUUGGGAUGGCGGACGUGGCUAUGGUGGCAGAGGACGUGGCCGUGCAUGGGGUCGUGCUUUCCAGGGACGAGGACGCGGCUAUGGUGCCCAGCCGGUUGGGUAUUAUGACAAUGGUGAAUAUGAUGCACCACCUGCACCACGUGGUCGGGGAAGGGGAAGAGGCCGUGGACGUGGUCGUGAUGCUGGACGUGGAGCAGCUGCUUAGUUAGAAGAGGAUUGCCUCGGUGUUGUUGAUUCUAUUUGGUAUUAUUCGAGUCCUUCCGUGUUUGCGGCUAUGUUCCUGCAGUUUUGGUUUUGUAGUUCUAUCUUGUAACAUCUAGAAUUUUAUGUUCGACAGGUUGAGUUAGAUAUAUCUCUUUUGUUUAGACUUUGGAAAAAAAAAAUCAAAUUUGUUAAUUUUUCUUAUAUAGGCAUUACUGCCUUGAGUUUUUCUGA